AUGCCAGCACCAGGCCUCCGGGGCCAGAAGGAGGACUCGGUGGAGGGCGCAGAGAUUGAAAGGGAUUUUGGGGUGCUCAGAGAGAACGGCGCCCCCCGCGGCCUGGGCGAGGCCUCGGAGGCCUCGGCCAGGAAGCGCGCCCGGCCAGUGCGCUCUAAGGCGCGGCGCAUGGCAGCCAACGUGCGGGAGCGCAAACGCAUCCUGGACUACAACGAGGCCUUCAAUGCGCUCCGCCGGGCGCUUCGGCACGACUUGGGUGGCAAGCGGCUCUCCAAGAUCGCCACCCUGCGCCGGGCCAUCCACCGCAUUACUGCGCUCUCCCUGGUGCUGCGCGCCAGCCCUGCGCCUCGCUGGCCCUGCGCGCACUUGGAGUGCCAUGGGCAAGCCGCGCACGCCUGGGCCGCCCGGGACGCAGGCUCCAUUCCACUGCAGCCUGCACCAACACAGGCCGGGCUUGGCCUUGCACGCCGGGACACCGCCUGUCCCUCAGCGCCGACCUCACCGUGCACACAUAUGGGAAGACCCAGGGCCAUGGCGCAGGUGCCAGCUUUGGCCCAGGCCUCUGCUGCAAGCUGGUACAAACGCCCGGGGACGCCAGCUACCUGGCCACAGAGCUACUUGAGAACAGGCCCAGGACUGGGCUGUCUGCACUCCUGA
This is a messenger RNA of Elephantulus edwardii (Cape elephant shrew), 657 nucleotides long. It is a transcript of the gene BHLHA9, whose product is annotated as basic helix-loop-helix family, member a9. Bases 1 to 657 code for a protein of 218 amino acids. NCBI's taxonomy places the organism in Eukaryota, Metazoa, Chordata, Mammalia, Macroscelidea, Macroscelididae. Gene Ontology annotation, molecular function: DNA-binding transcription factor activity, RNA polymerase II-specific; protein dimerization activity; RNA polymerase II transcription regulatory region sequence-specific DNA binding. The transcript has a single exon. The record is from RefSeq and is a predicted model, not a curated record. Gene Ontology annotation, biological process: regulation of transcription by RNA polymerase II; developmental process.